UACAGUUUCCCCAAAGCCCUGCCCGGAUUAUCUCCUUCCCAGCGGACUGGGAGAGGCUCCGGAGCAGGGAAAGGUAGUACUGGGCGAGGCUUCGUGGCCUGGAGCCGUUGCGAAUAUAGGAGGUGGAGCCACAGCUGGGAGCAUUUCUGGGUCCCUUAAAUCGAAAAUAGAAGAAGGACGAAGAGGAAAAACCGGAAUAAAGUGCAAAACACCCUGCUCGUGAACCCUGAGCAAAACCGAGGGCCUCUUGAAAGAUGCUAGUUUUCCAUCUUCUUUUUCCUAAUUGCAGGGACCCCACCCUUUAGUUGUUUGCAGUGAUUGGCACCCGCAUCCUAAAGGGACCUAAUUGCUGAGUCACAGUGAGCUAGUGAAUCAGGGUUCCCUUGCUAUAUAACCCCGAGAGCAGUUCCAGUUCUCUGGCAAUUAAAUUUUCUUAGGUGUGAAGGAAACUCUGAGGCGCACUGACACUAAGCCUCCGGGCACAUCUUUGCGGUGACCCCCUCUAUGCCAUCUGUCUCUGUGGGUCCGCGGAAAAAAAAAGGCUGAAGAAUUCUCUUUUCAGACUUAACAAUGGGAAAGUCCAAGAAAGUUACCCUCACUGUUCUCAGCCGGGAGCAAGCGGAAGGUGUGGGAGCUCGAGUUCGGAGAAGUAUUGGCAGACCUGAGUUGAAAAAUCUGGAUCCAUUUUUGCUAUUUGAUGAAUUUAAAGUGGCCAAACCAGCAGGAUUUCCUGAUCACCCACAUCGAGGUUUUGAAACAGUAACUUAUGUACUGGAAGGAGGCAGCACAGCCCAUGAAGAUUUCUGUGGACACAGUGGUAAAAUGGACCCUGGUGACUUGCAGUGGAUGACUGCUGGCCGUGGGAUCCUGCAUGCAGAAAUGCCUUGCUCUGAGGAACCUGUUCAUGGUCUACAACUCUGGGUCAAUUUGAAGAGCUCAGAAAAGAUGGUAGAGCCUCAAUAUCAAGGACUGAAAAGUAAAGACAUCCCCAAACCCAGUAGGAAUGGUGUGACAAUAUCUGUUAUCUCAGGAGAAGCCCUAGGAGUCAAGUCCAAGGUUUUUACUCGCACACCUACCUUAUAUUUGGAAUUCAAAUUGGACCAAGGAGCCAAGCAUUCCCAGCCUGUUCCUGAAGGAUGGACAGCCUUCAUUUACACAAUAUCUGGCAAUGUGUAUAUUGGUCCUGAUGGUGAACAACAAAAGGUUGAAUCUCAUCACUCUGCAGUUUUGGGGGAAGGUGAUAGUGUCCAUGUAGAAAACAAGGAUCCUGAAAGAAGCCACUUCAUCUUAAUAGCAGGGGAACCAAUUAAGGAACCAAUUGUCCAACAUGGUCCAUUUGUGAUGAAUACAGAAGCAGAGAUUUCUCAAGCUAUUAUUGAUUUCACAAGUGGCAAAAAUGGAUUUGAAAACGCCAGAAAUUGGAAAUCCAAGAUAGGAAACCAGUGAAAAAGUAACACAGUAGGUCUAGCUGCUUACCAGAUGGUUUCCAUUUGUUACAUGCUCAAUGUGUGUUUAAAAAAAAAAAAAAA
Sarcophilus harrisii (Tasmanian devil) is the source of this 1529-nucleotide messenger RNA. RefSeq names its product pirin (gene PIR). Gene Ontology annotation, cellular component: nucleus. Gene Ontology annotation, biological process: monocyte differentiation. The transcript has 10 exons. The record is from RefSeq and is a predicted model, not a curated record. Bases 571 to 1446 code for a protein of 291 amino acids. Gene Ontology annotation, molecular function: quercetin 2,3-dioxygenase activity. Lineage: Eukaryota; Metazoa; Chordata; Mammalia; Dasyuromorphia; Dasyuridae.